Drosophila santomea is the source of this 2184-nucleotide messenger RNA. RefSeq names its product calcium uptake protein 3, mitochondrial (gene MICU3). The transcript is spliced from 10 exons. The coding region runs from base 73 to 1647 and encodes 524 amino acids. Gene Ontology annotation, cellular component: uniplex complex. Gene Ontology annotation, biological process: mitochondrial calcium ion homeostasis; calcium import into the mitochondrion. Gene Ontology annotation, molecular function: calcium ion binding. NCBI's taxonomy places the organism in Eukaryota, Metazoa, Arthropoda, Insecta, Diptera, Drosophilidae. The record is from RefSeq and is a predicted model, not a curated record.
UCUUACGUUGCACACCUCACGUAGUUCUAUUUGUCACUAGUUUACUUUUUUACUCUUUAAAACUCGGUCGAAAUGGCGGGUGCAGUGGCUAGAAUAACGGUUAAAAGUGGUACAAUAAUCGCCCAGCGGUCAAGUGUGGUCGUCGGUGUUGGUAGAUCGGCCAGAUUUGCCAGCAGUACGUCACAAACAGGCGGAGUUCCGGGUCACAAAUCGCGACGUCUGCUGACUUUUGUGGGCGGUAGUGCCAUUUCCUUGGCCGCCCUGGCGGCUUUCAUUAAACUACGGUCCGCGGAAAAUCCCGUGAAUGCAGUUAGCCUUAAGAGGCGCAUGCGCGACGAUAGCGAGCUGGAGAACGUGAAACUAACGGCCCGGGAGCGCCGCUUCAUCAAGUUUGCAUCCGUGGAGUACGAUGAUCAGCUCUAUAUGACCCCGCAGGACUUCCUAGACUCCGUUGUGGAGCAGGAACCCAGACCUCGCUUGAAACGUCGCCAGUUGUCCAGCGAUGAAGUGGAUAAGUACAAGGAAAACACUCCUGCUUUGAAGAAGGGCUCCACACGUCUGUUUCGCAACCUUCGGGACAAGGGCAUUGUCUCCUAUACGGAAUAUUUAUUUUUGCUAUCCAUUCUAACAAAACCCAAAUCGGGUUUCCGCAUCGCCUUCAACAUGUUCGACACGGAUGGAAAUCAGCGCGUUGACAAGGACGAGUUUCUAGUGAUAAUUUCCAUUUUGGCCGGCGCUUUAAAAGACACUCAAAAUGUCGAUCCGCAAACCAAGCAAAUUCUCUCGCGUUUAGUUUCCUACGAUGAGCAAAGUCAAAUGACGAAACCCAUGGCAGUGCCUCAGGCGAAGAGGGGUCUAAUGGAGCGCAUUUUUAGUGGCGCUUGGAAGGAGAAGCACGGCGAGCAAGAGCCAGAAGAGGAACUCGCAACGCCCACUCCCCUUGAGCAGAACUAUGUGAACGAUGGCGAGGGUCUGCAGCGGCGUCACAUGGUGCCCACCACCCUGCAGCUGCACUUCUUCGGAAAGCGGGGCACUGGGGUAAUUAACUACGAUAACUUCUACCGCUUCAUGGACAACCUGCAGACGGAGGUGCUCGAGCUGGAGUUCCACGAGUUCUCCAAGGGCAACAGCGUCAUCAGCGAGCUGGACUUCGCCAAAAUCCUGCUGCGGUACACGUACUUGGCCACGGACGAGUAUGAUGUGUUCCUGGAGCGCCUGCUCGAGCGGGUCAAGGAUGAGAAGGGCAUAUCUUUUCACGAUUUCCGGGACUUUUGCCAUUUCCUUAACAAUCUGGAUGACUUCACGAUCGCCAUGCGCAUGUAUACGCUGGCGGAUAGGGCCAUUUCAAAAGAUGAAUUCUCGCGCGCUGUGAAGAUCUGCACCGGCUAUAAGCUCAGUCCCCACUUGAUCGAUACCGUGUUUGCCAUCUUCGACGCGGAUGGCGAUGGCCUGCUGUCCUACAAGGAGUUCAUCGCCAUCAUGAAGGAUCGCUUGCAUCGCGGCUUCAAAGUAAGUGGUCGGUUCUUUGAUUACAACGAAGCUCUGGACGCCUACGAUGAGCCCGAUUAUCCGCUGUUUGUGGCCUGGCGACAUCGGGUGUGUCGCCACCUGGAUUACUUCAUUGACAGCGAUGCGCUUUGGCACUGAUUACUGAUUAUUUAUAUUAACUUAAUUUAUUUUAAGUCAUUUAAUGAGUACCUCGUUUUGUUUGCCGCUCUUGUUCUUUAUCGCUGCCUAGCAUUGAAUGUGUGUGUUCAUUUGAUUUUGUCGCGACUGUAAGCGUUUUUGCUUUAAGCUUCAUGUUUAACUGCGUUAACUUAUAAUUUAGUUAAGGACAUUAACCCGAUUUCAUGACAUUUAUUAUUAUUAUUAUUAAAAUUCGCUUUAAUUUGAAUUGGCCAUAUAACCAUUAAACCCUAAAAUAUACACAGAAUUGGUUUUUUAUUUAUUGCACCUUGUAUGUCCAAAAACAUCACUGAAAUGCAAAGGACAGAACUUCUAACUAUGCAAAUGUAUUUUUAGUUUAUAAAAAGUGGGUUUCCUUUUAAGCCCAUUCCAUAUCAUAUUAUUUUCAUCGCAUUGCUCGUCCAAGGUCUGUUUUCUGUGACUCACAUGUCUAACAACGAACUGGGCUACGUGCUGUGCUUUAUUGUCCAGGUUAAAAGUCCAAGCACCAGGUGAUUA